GAAGAAGCAAUGUAAAUAAACACUGAUUGUUUCUCAUGUUUUAGACCAUGUCUUCGAGGAAUUUCACAAUUUUAUUAUUUUGUUAAUCUAAAUAUUGAAUGAAUAUGUCUUCAAAUGAUGGAAUAUUCUCACUACGUCUGGUUAUUGCCGACUUUUACAUGGAGAAACCAGUGCCUGGCUUGGAUCCUGUCUAUUCGGAAUUUCGCGGCAAAGAGAUCAAAAAGGUUCCCAUUAUACGCAUAUUUGGUUCAAAUGCCCAGGGUCAAAAGACUUGUAUGCAUGUCCAUGGCGUAUUCCCCUACUUCUAUGUGCCCUAUGACCAAAAAGAUUUCGAGUCGGUUAAUAAGGCAAUAUAUCAAAUAGCAAUGAAUUUGGAUAAGGCCAUAAAUAUAUCUCUGAGCCAAGGGAGCUCGAAUGUUCAGCAUGUUUUCAAGGUGCAAUUGGUUAAGGGCAUACCAUUUUAUGGCUAUCAUCGUUCAGAGCAUCAAUACCUAAAGAUUCACAUGUUUAAUCCUCGUUUUGUGCGGCGAGCAGCUAAUCUAUUACAAAAUGGAGCCAUUAUGAACAAACAUUUCCAUCCACAUGAAGCUCACGUACCAUAUAUUUUACAAUUUAUGAUUGAUUAUAAUCUAUAUGGCAUGAGUAUGAUUCAUGUUCCAUUGGAAGUUGUAAAAUUUCGUCGAUCAGACAAUUCUGAAAGUGUAGCGGUUAAGGCAAUCAGUGAGGCUCAGCUUUUAGACUGUGAUAUUGCCAAAAAGAUUUCAUGCUGUAGUCUUGAAUGUGACAUUGGUUCAAGUUUUAUUUUGAAUCGUUUUCAGCUUGUUACAAAAGGCAAGAAUUCCUUACAUUCCAAUCCGGGAAUAGAAUCUAUUUGGAACGAUGAGAAGUUACGUAGAGAAAAAUUGUUUGAGACUUUUAAGGAUGAUGAAGAGAAAUUGAAAGGGAUUCCUGCCCUUGAAGUCCCACCAACACAAGAGCGUCCCAUUGCAUAUCCCACUGAAAGCGAAGUAUUCUAUCGUACUGCCUUAGUUAGUAAACUAAUAGCGUUAGAGAAUUCCAUAUUGGAAACCACUCAAUUAACUGAUCAAACCAUAAAUUGUACACAACAAUCGAAUGUCUCAAAUAUGACCAUGAACACUAGCCUCAAUUUAACAAGACAACAAAAGCGCACAUUUAAUCUUACAAAAAUGAUGGAAAAUGCUGUUUAUCCCGAAGAAUGCUCCGAUGGAAGUGAGAAUUUAAUAAAUGCUUCCUUUGUGGAGAAUCAUUUGUCCAAUAACAAUGUUUUUCAACAAAGUAUUUCGAACAAAGAAUUGUUGGAUUUAACAAGAGCCGAUAGUGAAAAACUAUCAGAAGAUGAAAGUAUAUUCAUGGAUGAAACCAUAGUGGAUGAAGAGUUGGUAUUAAGUUUAACACAAUCACAGCAGCAUGUUCCACAUAAUGCAACAUUACGAGAGGAAGACGUGGAGUUGUUGAAUAUCUUACAACAGUUAGAAGAGGAUAAUAACAGUGAAAAGAUAGAUUUGGAUAGCAGUUUGGCUCCGUUAUCACAAAAUCAAAAGGAGUUUGCCCUGUCUCCCGAGCUAUUAGACAAAGAGACCGCCGCCGCAGCAGUAUUGGAGAAAUCUCACUGUGAUGAUGAUUUAAAUAAAACCGAUGACACCGAUGAUAAUCUACAUGAUUUUUCUGUUGCCCUUGACGAUUUGGAUGAUCUCAUUUUGAAAUUGACACAAACAUCAACAGAAAGAACGAUACAAACAUCUUUACCACAAAACGAUGGUUCUGAUGAUAUACUUAAAACACCAAGUAAAAGUACAAAAAAUAUAGCCGCAGCUAAAACACCACCACGUACCCCAACUACGCCACAAAGACGACAUACACUUGGCGCCGCAUCGCCAUCUCGUUCGCCGAGAACACCCAAAAGUGGUCAUAAAUACAAACCGUUGCCCUUGGUUAUUACCAAUCGUUCGACAGGGAAGCAAACAGUAACAAAUCCUGAUGCCGAAGCUUCUUCUUUAUCAUCGGUUGCGGAGAAAUCAAAGAAUUUGAUUUCAUUGCGCAGACGAGUGGCAAUGACCGAAUUAAGGCGCAAGAGUAUUUCUGUGGAGUCAUCAGAGCAAGAAAACGUGUUUGAAUUCCCUGUCGUUGAGGAAACUGCCAAUGUCAAUCGAAGACGUUCGAAAAGAAAUUUGGAUAAAACUCAUGUUACAUGUAAUCUGACUCCACGAAGAACCAAUGAGAAAUUGCUGCGAGUGUACAGUGUAGAAGGUAAUGAACAAAUAGGGCAAAUUCAGGAACAUUCUGAAAAUGAAAUCAAUGAAAUUAAUUCAAGAUCCCAAAAACAAGAGGACGUAAGUGGUGGAAAUAUUGAAAUUUUCAAAAGUAGGAAACAGAAAGUACAAACGAAUAAAAACGAUAUUGAGAAGGCACUUUCAAAUCACGAAGGAAGUAGUAUUACCACACUUUUUAAGGACACCAUUCCAUCUGCUAACCAAGACAAUGUGGAUGAAGAUAAUGAUGAGGUUAUUGAGUCCGAUGAUGAGGCUGACAAUCCUUCAUUUCAGUAUCGAAAAACACCGAACUUAAAACGUCUAAGACGUAGUUUUCUUAGCACAUCACGCUUGGCUAAAAGACUCAAAAUAACUUGUGAAAAUGGUGAGGUAAUUGCCACCCAUUUGGAGAAUUCAAAUGCCAUGAAUAGCGAAAGAGAUAAUUUAAAAAAUCAUAAAAUUAAUUCAGCUAAUUUAGAGAAUGGAGCUAAAGUAAAGAAUAAUGAACACAUGUUAAAGUCUUUAACAGAGAAAGGGAGCGAGGAUCGAUGUGAAAAUUUAAAUAACCAUGCUAAGGAUCAUUUGAUUAAAAACACUCAGCAUAAAUAUUGUCAAAAGUUAGGGAUGGCAGAAAAGGUUGAUACUAUUCCUACGCCAAGAAGGAAAUGUCGUGUACGUUUGAAAAGAGUACGUCAAAAAGUGUCUGCAAAUUUAAGAGGAGAAAAACAAGAGAAUGUUAUUCCAAAAGAAGUUAUUGAAAAUCCAGACUUUAAAUUACAAAAUUUGGAAAUAUCAAAUGAAACAGAAAUCAAUGGAGAAUCUCUUCUAAAUCAUGUAUUACAAAACUGUGGCAUACGAAUUCAAAAAGUCUCAGAGGUAUAUUCCAAGCCAGCAAACUUGAAGAAUAAACAAGAUUCUGUACAUGCAAAGGAUAACAAAGAAGUAGACGGUACGAUGCAAGAAAAGUCGGCUGGAAUUGAAACUGCAGCUAAUAAAGGGAAACGUUGUGAUACUUUUAGUACAAUGCAACACAAAAGUCCCGUCAGUAAAUUUUCCAUUAAAAACAGCAGUGUAGAAGCCAGUACAAUAGAGGAACCAUUAAAUAAAAUUCAAACUACAAAUGAGGCUUCACAAUAUAAAUCUGCCCUACAAGAACCUACAGAAUGUUUACAAGAAGGAAAUAACAAUGAAUAUCCAAUUGAAGCAGACAAUAUGAAAGAGAAGACCACAGAAACACAACCAGAAGAAUGCCAACCAACAAGUGAUAAUGAGAAGCACAACGACACCUCAAGUACUAUGGAACAUUUAAGAUUCGAAACAAGUGGUGAUUCGGAGGAAACAUUCAAAACCAUUGAACGUUCAAGGGAAACAUCUAUGAUAGAUGUUGUAGAUGAAUGGGACGAUGACAGAAGUCUGAUAGUUGAUGAUAACAAUCAGAGUUUCGUGAAGAAUAUAACUGUUUUGGAAAGCGAUAUAGCACAACCGUCUGUAGGCUUAAAAACAACAGAUGGAGGUAAUAACGAUGCAAAUAACAAGCAAACUAAUUCAAAUGAUCGAUUCACUCUAAGGACUCUAACAGAGGAUAUCCAGUUAAGACCAAAUGAAGAUUCUAAAGACCUGCAUAUUAUGUCAAAACACUUAUCGGAAGAUUCCCAAAUAUCUUCAGCGUCAUUGGGAUUUUCCGGAAAUAAGAAUUUAUUCAAUGCACUUCUUAAAUUAUCUGCUCUUGGUGAGAGUCUGGGAAAACCAAUGGCAACCGAAGACUCCGAUAAACCCCAAUCCACAAAUAUCCAACAUUCCAAAUCUCCGUCAAUUCAGUUUUUCUCUCAAAGUUCGGAGGAUGAAAUCAUCGAAACCCCAAGUCCACCCAUAGAAAACCAUAUCAAAACCAACAAAAUUUUAACAUUUUAUGAAAACAGUCCCUCGUUGUUUACUCAAAAUUCAAGUCCAAGUUCUUUAUUGCAAAACAAACAUUCAGGCAAUUCCUACGAGGAUAAUAACAUUCAAAUAAUUUCAUCCUAUGAAAGCAAUAGCCACGAUUCUCCACCUCUAGAUUCAGAGGUUAUCUUGACCCCACUUGAUUUACCACCCACAAGAGAGGAGGUUUUGAAAGGUUGUGAAAAACUCAAAUUACCAGAAUAUGAAUUUCAGAAGCCGUUCUACAGUAAUCCAGAUGAUGUUACCAAACACAAAGAAAUUGGUUUUACAAUUCUACAAAUUAAUAGCAAUAAACUCAAUGAUCUGGAAGAAUUUCAAAGUAUUUUGGGUAGUGAUGUAAAGGGUCUUACUCUAUGGAGACGACAACAGUUGAUGCGUUUGGGUGGACCAGAAAUGUUGACUCGAUAUCGCAACUCCCAGCGCGUCAGGGAAUAUUUUGCCAAUCAAACAACUGUAGCCAUUGAACCACAAAUGUCGGCGCCCUCUAGACAGGAUGCAAAACUUUGGCUCAAAGCGCGAGAGUUGUUAAAACUAAAAGGAAAUCUCAAGGAAGAAGACGCAAAAGAGAAAAUGCACAAUUUAGCCGCCGAAGAAGAUAGUCCAAUUAAAGUGAGGCGACAAAAGGUUACAAUGAUGUUGAAUGCCGGUGGCAGUGAUGGUGACAAUGAUAGUGACACUAGUUUAAAUUGUUCUUCCAUGAGUCUAACUCUAACACCUUUAACCCCCGGAACGCCCGUAGUCAAAGAACAAUCCCAAAUAAAUCGCGAAAUAAACAAAAGUUUUACUCCGGUCACUACAAAAUUGGAAAAAAUACCAUUGGAACGUGUUAAUCCAUUAACAAGAAGACGACACAAUAGACGUGUACUGAGACGGGUUUCAUUGAAUAAAAAAAUGCAAGAAGCCAUGGAGAAACAUAACCCCCCCAAUGCCACUACGUAUCAAGAAGAUGUAAAGGACAAGGAUGUUGUGCCCACGUGCGCCGAUGAAAGUAUUCUGCCACAUUCUUCGCAGAACAGCGAAUCCAGUGUAUCCAGUCAAACUGCCUUAGCCGAGUUGGAACGUUCUUCGUUUUUGCGCCAACUAAACGUCCAUGAUAUAACAACUGGUGGCGGUAGUGGCCAUAGUAAUGAUACAACAUUUAAUAGUAGCUAUGGCUUUAAAGUGGCUUUAGAAAAUCUACAACAAGCCAAGGCAGAUAUUGAGUUCAAUUACCUAACCACGGUUACCUUGGAACUAUUUGUGGCCACUCGUGAGGAUUUCUUUCCAAAUCCCCAAAUCGAUGAAAUACGCUGUAUAUUCUACGCCAUUGAAAAUAGCAUUCCCAGUGAUCACAUUGAUGACGCAAAGAAAUUGCCUAGGAAAUCUUGUGGUUACAUUAUGGUACAUGAUCCCCGUGAUAAGGUAACGAAAGAGGGUCAUAUCCAUGGACUGGAUGAAGAUAUUGAAGUCACAAUUGUUAACAAUGAAGUUGAAGCGUUGGAAGCUCUAUUGGGCCUAUGUUCACGUUGGGAUCCCGAUAUUUACGCCGGCUAUGAAAUUGAAAUGUCCUCUUGGGGUUAUAUUAUUGAUCGGGCCAAGUAUUUAUGUUUAAAUAUUGCACCUCUGCUGUCACGAGUUCCCACCCAAAAGACUAGGGAAUUUGUUGAUGAAGAUCGGGAUUCGUUUACCGAUUUGGAUGUGGAGAUGAAACUGUGUGGCCGCAUUCUAUUGGAUGUCUGGCGGCUCAUGCGUUCCGAGAUAGCCCUCACUUCCUAUACCUUUGAAAAUGUCAUGUAUCACAUAUUGCACAAACGUUGCCCCUGCCAUAGUUAUCGUUCGUUGACGGAAUGGUAUUUUUCACCCGGAUCACGUUGGAUUGUUUUGGAAUACUAUUUGGAAAGGGUAAGAGGUACGCUGGCAUUAUUGGAUCAAUUGGAUUUGAUUGGACGCACCAGUGAAAUGGCAAAAUUGAUUGGCAUACAAUUCUAUGAAGUCCUGUCGAGAGGUUCACAAUUUCGUGUGGAGAGUAUGAUGUUGAGAAUAGCUAAACCCAAAAAUUUGGUGCCCGCAUCGCCCAGCGUUCAACAAAGAGCCCAUAUGAGGGCGCCAGAGUAUUUACCCUUAAUUUUAGAGCCCCAGUCUAGAUUCUAUGCGGAUCCCCUGAUUGUUUUGGAUUUUCAAAGUUUAUACCCCAGCAUGAUAAUUGGUUAUAAUUACUGUUUUUCAACUUGCCUGGGACGUGUGGAACAUUUGGGAAUAUCAACCCCAUUUGAAUUUGGUGCCUCCCAGCUGCGUGUCUCACCCACAAUGCUGCGUAAACUGGUGGAUUCUGAUCUCAUCACAAUCUCUCCAUGCGGUGUGGUCUUUGUCAAGUCGUCCGUACGUGAAGGCAUUCUACCCAGAAUGCUGACCGAAAUUCUAGACACGCGUCAAAUGGUAAAACAAUCCAUGAAGUUACACAAAACCAAUUCAGCAUUGCAGCGCAUCCUUCAUUCGCGUCAAUUGGGCUUAAAACUGAUGGCAAAUGUCACCUACGGUUAUACGGCAGCAAAUUUUAGUGGUCGCAUGCCUUGCGUAGAGGUGGGCGAUUCGGUGGUGGCUAAAGGCCGUGAAACAUUGGAGAGGGCAAUUAAAACGGUUGAAGCCAAUGAAAAGUGGAAUGUUAAGGUUGUCUAUGGUGACACCGAUUCUCUUUUCGUUUUGGUACCUGGUCGCAAUCGCGAGGAAGCUUUUCGUAUUGGUGAAGAAAUUGCCGAUGCGAUAACAAAACAGAAUCCCCAUCCCGUAAAAUUGAAAUUGGAAAAGGUUUAUCAGCCGUGUAUACUGCAGACUAAAAAACGUUAUGUGGGUUAUAUGUAUGAAACUCCCGAUCAAGAAGAACCCGUCUAUGAAGCAAAGGGUAUUGAAACUGUGCGAAGAGAUGGCUGUCCUAUGGUCGCAAAGAUGUUGGAAAAAGUUUUACGAAUACUUUUCGAAACCGCUGACGUUAGCCAAGUGAAGCAAUAUGUUUGCAGGCAAUUUACCAAACUGUUAUCUGGACGUGCCAAUAUACAAGAUUUAAUCUUUGCCAAGGAGUUUAGAGGCAUGAAUGGCUAUAAAGCCAAUGCCUGUGUGCCUGCACUGGAGUUGACAAGAAAAUGGAUUCAGACAGAUCCUCGUCGCAUACCGAGACGCGGAGAACGUGUCCCAUUCAUAAUAACCAAUGGGCCACCCGGUGUGCCAUUGAUUCGUUUAAUACGUCAUCCGCAUGAAGUACUGGCCGAUGAGGGUCUCAAAAUAAAUGGCAUAUAUUAUAUAACUAAGGCCAUUAUACCGCCCUUAAAUCGUUGUUUGCUUUUAAUUGGAGCUGAUGUCAAUGAAUGGUUUGCAAAUUUACCACGUAAAAUCCUUAUGACACCAGCUCUGUCAUCGGCCAAUGAGGUCAUACCCUGUGGCAAUAGCAAAUCAAAGAAAAGUACAAUAUCCCAAUUCUUCUCCUCCACCAAUUGUAUGGUGGACUGUGGCCGACACACCAAACAGGGAAUAUGUGAUGUUUGUUGUGGCAAUCCGACACGUUCCAUGAUAAUAUUACAAGCGAAAAUGUCCAAAAUUGAAAAAGGAUAUCUGACGACGCAGCACAUUUGUCAGGCAUGUUGUGGUCGAGUUGGUGAUUUGAAAUGUAGCUCAUUGGAUUGUCCGGUGUUGUAUGUUUUGGAAGUGAAACGUCGUGAUUUGCAACAAAUUGUACAUUUUCGUAAUUUAAUUAAAGAGAAAUUUUAGUCUUAGAUUUUUAAUAUAUAAAUGUAUGCAUGCUGUAAAUUAUUUAUUAUAAGAAAUUGUAUUGUAACAUUUUUUAUGAAAAAAAAAAUAUUUUUGCUGGUACAAAAACUUUGUUGUAAGUU
Musca domestica (house fly) is the source of this 8068-nucleotide messenger RNA. RefSeq names its product DNA polymerase zeta catalytic subunit. The transcript is spliced from 17 exons. Gene Ontology annotation, molecular function: DNA binding; nucleotide binding; DNA-directed DNA polymerase activity. The record is from RefSeq and is a predicted model, not a curated record. Gene Ontology annotation, biological process: double-strand break repair via homologous recombination; error-prone translesion synthesis. Gene Ontology annotation, cellular component: nucleus; zeta DNA polymerase complex. The coding region runs from base 99 to 7946 and encodes 2615 amino acids. Lineage: Eukaryota; Metazoa; Arthropoda; Insecta; Diptera; Muscidae.